This is a messenger RNA of Morchella importuna, 1167 nucleotides long. RefSeq lists its product as uncharacterized. Lineage: Eukaryota; Fungi; Ascomycota; Pezizomycetes; Pezizales; Morchellaceae. Bases 1 to 1167 code for a protein of 388 amino acids. Gene Ontology annotation, molecular function: pectate lyase activity. The record is from RefSeq and is a predicted model, not a curated record. The transcript is spliced from 6 exons.
AUGCUCACAAACAUCCUCGUCCUCGCGGUGCUCCUGCCCGCGGCGGCCCUCGCCCAAGUCGUGGGCAGCGCAACCGGUUUCGCAAAGGGCGUGACUGGAGGUGGAACUGCUACCCCCGUCUACCCAACCACCAUUGCGGAGCUCAAGAGCUACUUGACCGACUCUUCCGCUCGUGUCAUCAUGCUGAACAAGGAGUUCAACUUUAUCGGCUCUGAGGGAACGGUUACUGAGAGUGGCUGCCGUCCAUCCAGUAACACCUGCCCCAACGCCGGUGGCCAGGACGCCAUCAAUGGUGCGAGUUGGUGCACUAGUGGUGGAUACCCGACUGUCUCGGUCACCUACGAUGUGGCCGGUACCGGGUACAUUGAUGUCAAGAGCAACAAGUCUAUUGUCGGAGUCGGCAGUGCCGGUGUCAUCCGUGGAAAGGGUCUCAGAAUCGCCAACGGCGUGACCAACGUCAUUAUCCAGAACGUCCACAUCACUGAACUCAACCCCCAAUACAUCUGGGGAGGUGAUGCCAUCACCCUCGCCGGCAGCGACAUGGUCUGGAUUGACCACUGCAAGUUCUCGCUCAUUGGGCGCCAAAUGAUCGUGACCGGAUACUCCGCCGCCGGCCGCGUCACAAUCUCAAACAACGAGUUCAACGGUGUCACUAGCUGGUCCGCCACCUGCAACGGCGACCACUACUGGACCAUGCUCUUCCUCGGGUCCAGCGAUCUCAUCACCCUCGUCGGAAACUCCAUCCACGACUGCUCUGGACGUGCCCCUAAGGUCGGAGGUGCCUCUACCGCAAACGUUGUUCUCCACGCCGUCAACAACUACUUCGCCUACAUUGGCGGUCACGCAUUUGACGUCGCUACCGGUGGUAACGUCCUCAUCGAGGGUAACGCCUUCGUCUCCGUCACCACCCCCAUCACGACCGCAUCUUCCUCCGCCGGUGGUCAGAUCUUCAACGUCCCCUCAAGCUCGUACACCUCCACCUGUUCGACAUACCUCAGCCGCAGCUGUGUCGUCAACAGUGUCAGCAGCUCAGGAACUUUCUCGAGCUACACCACCACCGGCUUCUUGGCGAACUUCUCGGGCAAGAACAUCCAGGCGGCGACGGCGGCGAGCGUGGUUAUCGCGAACGUUAAUGCGAAUGCGGGUGUUGGGAAGAUUGGAAACUAA